Messenger RNA from Ictalurus punctatus (channel catfish), 6494 nucleotides. It is a transcript of the gene abcc6a, whose product is annotated as ATP-binding cassette, sub-family C (CFTR/MRP), member 6a. Gene Ontology annotation, molecular function: ATP hydrolysis activity; ATP binding; ABC-type transporter activity. Gene Ontology annotation, cellular component: membrane. Lineage: Eukaryota; Metazoa; Chordata; Actinopteri; Siluriformes; Ictaluridae. Gene Ontology annotation, biological process: transmembrane transport. The record is from RefSeq and is a predicted model, not a curated record. The transcript has 31 exons. The coding region runs from base 297 to 4817 and encodes 1506 amino acids.
AAGUGGCCAAAAGCCAUAAAACAGCCCGUCUUCCAAACAGUCUCCGAAACAAGGACCUCUCAGUCGCAAGGUGUAUGGGAGAAGAGAGAGAGAGAUAGAUAGAAAGAGAGAGAGAGAGAGAGAGAGAGAGAGAGAGAGAGAGAGAGAGAGAGGAAAAUCUACCUAGGGAGUACUUAUUAAGGGAGAGAGAGAGUUGGACUUACAGUCACACACUCUGGCAUCCCGUGUUGAAUAACAAAACAGUGCCACGAAAUAAACCUGUGAAACGUUUGGUAGCUUCACGAACAGGAGAGUGAAUGGAUACUUUCUGCAGCCUCAGUGGCCUUGAUCCUCUUUGGGACUGGAACCAGACAUGGUACACACACACCCCUGAACUGAGCGACUGUUUCCAGAACACAGUGCUGGUGUGGGCGCCCUGUAUCUACCUGUGGCUCUGCUCACCGUUCUACUGUCUUCAUUUGUACUGCCAUGGUCGAGGACGCCUGCCCCUCUCACUGCUCUGCAGUGCCAAGCUGUUGCUGGGCUUCUUCUUGGCAUCCUUUGGCUUUGUUGAAUUCUUCUACAUCCUGUUGGAGCGAAACCAAGAGAUCCACCGCCACUUCAUCUUUCUCCUGGCCUCGAUCAUACGCAGCCUCACUGUGGUGUUAGCGGUGUGUAUUGUCCAGUGGGAGCGAGUGCGAGGCUGCCGUUCCUCCGUGGUGCUCUUCCUGUACUGGCUGCUCAGCGUGGUGUGUUCUCUCGUUCCUCUGAGGGCCAAAAUCCAGCUGGCCGUCGAACAGGGUCUCACUCCUGAUAUCGUGCACUACUUGGCCUUUUUCUCGUACUUCGCCCUCCAGCUGGCGCAGCUCUUCCUCAGCUGUUUUGCAGACCAGGCUCCUCCAGGCAAAGCCAUCCUCCAGAACGCGUGCCCUGUACAGGAUGCAUCAUUUUUGUCAAAGAUGCUCUUCUGGUGGUUCAGUGGGUUGGUUGUUAAAGGGUACCGCAACCCUCUACAGGCAGAAGAUCUGUGGUGCCUGCGUGACGAGGACACGUCCCAUAAAAUCCUCUCAGAUCUGGAAGAGGAAUGGACCACAGAAUGCACCAAACUGCAGCAGCAGGAGAAGCAGCUCAGCAGCAGUGUGGUGUUGGGAACCCGCUUGCCAGAUCAGGCCCAGCUCCUGAGGAAGCUGCAGAAGGAACAAAGCUCAGGCUUCUGUCUUUUACGGACACUUGCUCGCAACUUCGGGCCCUACUUCUUGUCUGGAACGCUAUGCCUUGUGGUCCAUGAUGCUUUCAUGUUUGCCAUUCCACAAGUCCUCAGUCUGCUGUUGGGCUUUAUGAGGGAAGAGGAUGCUCCACUGUGGAAAGGAUAUUUCUACGCCACGCUCAUGUUCCUCCUCUCCUGCAUGCAGUCCCUCUUUAACCACCAGUACAUGUACUCCUGCUUCACUGUGGGCAUGAGAGUCAAGACAGCCGUCAUGGGCCUUGUCUACAGGAAGUCUCUGGUGAUAAACAGUGCGGCGCGGAGGACAUGUACGGUAGGAGAGAUUGUGAAUCUGGUCUCGGCUGACACCCAAAAGCUCAUGGAUUUUGUUGUGUACUUCAACGCCGUGUGGCUCGCUCCCAUCGAGAUUGCCCUCUGCCUCUUCUUUCUCUGGCAGCACCUGGGACCAUCUGCUCUGGCUGGCAUCACCACGGUUUUUCUCAUCUUCCCUCUAAACGGAUUCAUCGCUAAGAAGAGAAGCAAACUGCAGGAGAUCCAGAUGAAGUUCAUGGAUGGCCGAAUCAAGCUCAUGAAUGAAAUCCUGAAUGGCAUAAAGAUCCUGAAGUUCUACGCCUGGGAAAAAGCUUUCCUUGAGCAGGUCUUGGGUUACAGAGAAAAAGAGCUUCGAGCCUUGAAGAAGUCCCAAAUCCUCUACUCAAUCUCCAUCGCUUCCUUCAACUCUUCGUCCUUCCUGAUCGCCUUUGCCAUGUUUGCCGUGUACGUACUCAUAGAUGAAAAAAACGUGUUGGACGCUCAGAAGAUUUUUGUCUCCAUGGCACUCAUCAACAUCCUAAAGACUCCUCUGAGCCAACUUCCUUUUGCCAUGAGCACCACCAUGCAGGCCGUUGUCUCGCUCAAGCGUUUGGGGAAAUAUUUGUGCCAAGAAGAGCUAAAACCAGAAAAUGUGUCCAGGGAUACUUUCAAGUCGGAUGAAGAAGGUGUCGUGGUUGAGAACGGGACUUUCAGUUGGUCUAAAGACGGUCCUCCAUGUCUGAAAAGGAUCAGUGUUAGAGUUCCUCAUGGUGCAUUGGUUGCAGUUGUUGGCCACGUUGGAAGCGGGAAGUCUUCCUUGCUAUCCGCUAUGCUCGGAGAGACAGAGAGAAGAAGUGGUAGUGUUUCUAUCAAGGGAUCGGUGGCUUACGUCCCUCAGCAGGCCUGGAUUCAAAAUGCUACACUUCAGGACAACAUCUUGUUUGGUAGGGAGAAGAAGAAGAGCUGGUACCAGCGUGUGGUGGAGGCCUGCGCUCUGCUGCCCGACCUUGACAUCCUGCCAGCAGGAGACGCCACUGAGAUCGGCGAGAAGGGUUUAAACCUGUCCGGAGGUCAGAAGCAGAGGGUGAGUCUGGCUCGUGCUGUCUACAGGAAAGCUGAUAUCUAUUUGCUGGAUGAUCCUCUCUCUGCUGUGGAUGCCCAUGUGGGUCAGCACAUCUUUGAUAAGGUCAUCGGGCCCAAGGGUGUGCUGAGAGACAAGACUCGCAUCCUGGUGACCCAUGGGACAAGCUUCUUGCCCCAGGCCGAUCUGAUCCUGGUGCUGGUCGAGGGAGAAAUCACUGAGAGCGGCUCCUACCAGGAGCUACUGAACCGUAAUGGAGCCUUUGCAGAGUUUAUCCACACUUUUGCCAGCUCUGAGAGGAAGGAGUGCUCCACACAGAGAGGCUCUAGAAAGUCCUGCUCAAGGCUCAGCGUAACAGAUUUCAUGCCAUUCUCCAGGGACCUCUCUCAGGAGCAACUAAUUGGUGGUGACACAAACAGUGUCACUAUUCAGAGUGUAGACCCUGAUAUUGAGCAGGAACAAAUUCCUGAAGACCUGGGGAAACUGACUGAAGUGGACAAGGCUCGGAUAGGCAGGGUGAAACUGGAGAUGUAUGUCGAGUACUUCCGCACCAUCAGUUUGGCUCUGAUCGUGCCCAUUCUCUUCCUGUACGCCUUUCAGCAGGGCGCUUCUCUGGCAUACAACUACUGGCUCAGCAUGUGGGCUGACGAGCCCAUUAUCAAUGGUACACAGCUCAACGCCGACAUGAAGCUGGGAGUCUACGGAGCUCUCGGGUUUGCACAAGGCAUAGCCAUUUUUGGGACCACAGUGGCCAUCUCUAUUGGGGGAAUCAUUGCAUCUCGCCAGUUGCACCUGGACCUGCUGAAGAAUGUGCUCCACUCACCCAUGUCCUUCUUCGAGUCCACUCCCAGCGGCAAUCUGCUAAAUCGCUUCGCCAAGGAAAUCGAUGCCAUUGACUGCAUGAUACCUGAUGGCCUUAAGAUGAUGUUGGGCUACGUCUUCAAGCUGAUGGAGGUGUGCAUCAUAGUGCUGCUUGCUACACCUUUUGCCGCAGUCAUCAUUCUUCCUUUGGCACUGCUCUACACCUUUGUGCAGAGUUUCUAUGUGGCCACAUCUUGCCAACUAAGACGUUUGGAGUCCGUGAGCCGUUCUCCCAUCUACACCCACUUUAACGAGACGGUGCAAGGCGCCAGUGUGAUCCGGGCCUUCGGUGAGCAACCACGCUUCAUUCUGCAGGCCAAUCAGAGGGUGGAUCACAACCAGACUGCCUACUUCCCCCGAUUUGUGGCAACCAGAUGGCUGGCCGUGAACCUGGAGUUCCUAGGUAAUGGUGUCGUUCUCGCUGCUGCCAUUCUCUCUGUGAUGGGCAAAGACACUCUGAGUCCUGGGAUUGUCGGCCUGGCGGUGUCUCACUCUCUUCAGGUGACAGGCAUCCUCAGUUGGAUUGUGCGGUCAUGGACGGAUGUGGAAAACAACAUAGUGUCAGUCGAGAGAGUCAAAGAGUAUGCAGACACGCCCAAAGAGGCUGAAUGGAGCUCAGAAGAUAUUUCACUACCACUUGCUUGGCCUCAAACAGGAACCAUAGAGUUCCAGGACUAUGGGCUGCAGUACCGUAAAGGUCUUGAGUUUGCUUUGAAAGGGAUCACACUACAUAUCCAAGAAAAAGAGAAGAUCGGCAUUGUGGGAAGGACCGGUGCAGGGAAGUCAUCACUGGCCUUGGGAAUUUUCCGCAUCUUGGAGGCAGCAAAAGGAGAGAUUUACAUAGAUGGGGUGAACAUUGCUAAUCUUGGACUCCAUGAUCUGAGAUCCCGCAUCACUAUCAUUCCACAGGAUCCAGUGCUGUUUUCCGGAUCAUUGCGCAUGAAUCUGGAUCCAUUUGAUGCAUACUCCGAUGAGGAAGUGUGGAGCGCCUUAGAACUGGCCCAUCUGAAGCACUUCGUCUCCGGGCUGCCUGAUAAACUCAAUUACGAGUGCUCAGAAGGAGGAGAAAACCUUAGUCUCGGCCAAAGGCAGCUAGUAUGUUUGGCGAGGGCUCUCCUCCGGAAGACGAAGAUCCUGGUUCUGGACGAAGCCACGGCAGCAGUGGACCUGGAAACGGACACGUUAAUUCAGUCCACCAUCCGCAGCCAGUUUGAGGACUGCACGGUGCUCACUAUUGCACACAGACUCAACACCAUCAUGGACUACACCAAGGUUCUUGUAAUGGACAAAGGGCACAUAAUGGAAAUGGACUCUCCUGCUAACCUGAUUGCACAGAGAGGCCAGUUUUAUCGGAUGUGCAGAGAAGCCGGGUUGGUGUAAACGUAUGCUAUGAAGCUGUGCUCUGAACUGGUUUGUAGCCCGCUGGCGCAACCUUGUGGUGGACUUCAAGUAUCAGUCACACCAAGGGGCAUCCCCCUGCUGGCCAGUGUCAUAAUGCAGAAAGAAAGAAAAGCUAUUAAAGUAACUUGGUGCUUCAAUAAAUAAGAAGGGUAAUCAUUUCCAGAAAUUCCAAGUAUGUUUUUUUUGUUGUUUAAUUUUUUUUUUUUACAAAAGCACUUCCUGUAAUAUUCAAUGAAGCCAAGCUGAAAACUUAUAUACUCAGGUCAACAUGCUCAACGGUACCAAAACUGUAUGCAGUAACCCUUUGGAACUGGAAGAUCUCUCAGUUCUUUGCUUGUUUCAUCUCAGUUUACGAGCUGAUGAGACUUGAGCUGGAGGAAAUGAUGUGUAAAUAAUUGUACAUAAGAGACAAGUGGCACUGUGUCUGGUCCUAGCUACGCCAAAUCACCUAAAGCUUUCCAAUACAUCAAGAAUGUGAACGACACAAAGCACUCCUACACUUAAUGAAGGGAACAUAGUGCUUCUGUAUUUGGGCCAGAAACUAAGGAGAAGCUUGGUAGAAACAAGUUUACUGACAGUGUUGCAGACACUCCAUCCACAGGAAAUGCUCUCCAUAGUGGCUCUAUAUUGAGACUCUCCCACUCGGAAGCAAUUUCAGAGUUUUUAUGAGGGCGUCUAGGAGGAACACGGUCUGGAAGUCCAACUAUGUUGCGGUGCCUGUUUAUUUCUAGCAAAGUAAACACAUAAAAUGUUCAUGAAGAUUUCAGACUUUAAAAAAUAAAUAAAUAAAUAAAAAUACCACAAAUCCAGAUCUUGAUACUAUUUAAUUAUUACAAAUAGUAGUGAUCAGGAAAAUGGGCUAUAUUACACUUGAUUUUCUUCAAUUUUGCACUUCAGGUUUUUUUUUUAAACCAAUCAAAUGUAAUAUUUUGUAUAAUAUAUAACAGCUCUGUUACUGUAACUCAAUAGUUGCUGAAAAACAUUACAACAUUAUGCAAAGUUGAAAGUUCAGGUGCCUAUGCAGUUAUUUAUACACAUUUGCUUAUGUAUGACAAGGUCUUCUAAAAUUGGUUUGUAUGUAUUUUUUCAUCUGUAUAUGUAAAAUAUUAAAACAUUUUUGGACAAUAAUCUGCUUGAGUAUUGAAAAUAUGUGAAUUCACACAAGUAUUUAGACAGACACAAAGCACUGGCAAGAAAUCUGAGUACCAAACUAUAUUUAUUGUAUACAGUAGUAAAGGACGACAAAUAAUGUACAAAUCAGUACAGAAGAAAAAAAAAAAGAAAAAAAAAAAAAAAAGACGACAUGGACACUGAUUCAGUCCCAACCCUUAUGGACGCCAGACUGUACUGGGACAAAUAAGACUAUGCCUCUUCGGGGUGAUGGGCGUCCAUCACAGAGCAGAGAGUGACAACUUGUUGCCUCUGAAAGACAAGAUGACGGGGAAAAAUAGGGACUUGGGAUAUUUAUAAUAAAAACCUGGACUAAUCUAGGACAUAUUUGGGGCUUGGUCCGAAAAGAGACCAAAGAUUUCUGCACUUGGACCAAAUAAAGCUGGAUGGGCGUCCUUUCUGCUAACAAACAUGACGGAUUAAAAAUAGAAUUAAAGCUGCACAAGACAGAGGAAGAAAAAAAACAAAGAAAAACAAAAAACAAAA